AUGUCAAACUUUGACAUGGCUACUUCCGAGUCUACCCGUCACCGCGACUACCAGCAAGGUCGUGGUGAGGUUGCCAAAGGUGUCGGCAUGGAGUCAAUGCUCUCUAGUGAUCUCCAAGAUUGGCUGCGACUCACUCAUUGGCAUGAUACUGAAUUCCGGGAGGAGAAGCUGAGCAACUAUCGGCGGAAAGAGGGACGGGAGUCCGAUGUGAGCCCAUAUGUGGACAAGUAUCAAGCUUAUGGUAGGCCUGCUGAGGAGAACGAACUAACUCAGGCCGGUAUUCUCGAGGCAUCAAAAGGCCCCAAGACAAGCUUUAAGAUUCCACGUCGCAACAACGCUGGAUCACAGAAGCCUCGCGCCCGUUCCACAUCACCUGCAGAACUGCAUCGUGACAAGCACACUAGUUACCGCAUUCGCGAUUAUCCAGAAUCCCGCCGUAAGGAGAACAGCAAGCCCCGAGUUGACGAUGGACAGUCAAUUGGCCAUAGCCGCCGCCUAACGGAUUCUUCAACUUACGUUGCCUCAUCGUCACUCGUAUCUGACCUUCACAACACGCCCGGCGGCCAAAUUCCAACCGACAGCCGUGACUUUGCUCGUGAAAGAGCCACUCGCUGCCGUCCCAAGUCUUUCAAGAUUGGUGAUAAAGGAACGGUGCGGUUCUUCGUUAUGCGAUCUGGUAGCUGGAACAAUGUCUACAACUCGAUGGAGGAUGGAAUCUGGGCUACCAACAUCAACAAGGCAGACCAACUUGGCGACAUACUAUCUAGUGGCAUUACUGUGGUGCUUUUCUUUGCCGUCAAUCAUUCUCAUGGUUUUCAGGGUUACGCCAUCAUGAAGUCGAUCCCGUCCAAGGAUGUACAUCAUCCAAGAUGGUGGUACAACGUCAGAUGGAACAUCUCGGAACCGUUCAAGGUGGAAUGGAUCGUUAAGGAACACGUCGAGACUACACGCGUAACUCAUAUUAUCAACGGCCUCAACUACGACCUUCCUGUCACCCGAAGCUCGAAUGGUCAGGAGCUAAGUUACAGCGCUGGCCUACAGAUGGUGGCAAUUAUCGAUGCCCACGCUCGAGACAUGUUUGCACUUACAGAACGAUCUCGCUAG
This is a messenger RNA of Annulohypoxylon maeteangense, 1104 nucleotides long. Its product is annotated as YT521-B-like domain-containing protein. Gene Ontology annotation, biological process: regulation of mRNA splicing, via spliceosome; mRNA splicing, via spliceosome. Gene Ontology annotation, cellular component: nucleoplasm. The coding region runs from base 1 to 1104 and encodes 367 amino acids. NCBI's taxonomy places the organism in Eukaryota, Fungi, Ascomycota, Sordariomycetes, Xylariales, Hypoxylaceae. The transcript has 4 exons. The record is from RefSeq and is a predicted model, not a curated record. Gene Ontology annotation, molecular function: N6-methyladenosine-containing RNA reader activity; mRNA binding.